AUGCCCGCAGCAGCGCCUCUCUUCAACCCUAAGGUCCAUCUGGCCUACCAGAAACGAAAGGCAAUCCUUACAAUGAAAGAUAUCAAACUUGAUCCAUCUCCCAUAUCUCAAGUAGCAUCCACAGACCCGUUUCAACUCCUCUCCAACGAGGGUGUGAAGGCCUUCCGCCGGGAACUCUUCUCUAAAAAUGUCCUAGAGAACUGUUCGUUCCCCACGAGGCCCGGCUCCGUCCAGCUACGCGGCAUGGCACCGCGAUACGCUCCAUUCACAUACCAGUUCUGGACUUCUCUAGAAGUCCUUGGUAUUAUCCGGGACCUCGCUGGCGUGGACCUAGUUCCGGUCUUCGAUCAUGAGAUCGCUCAUACGAACAUCCAACUUGGGCCUCACGGCUUAGAUGGUGUGAAAGAUACACCUUCCAAAAAAGAAACAAGCAAGCCUGUUGUUCCGUGGCAUAGGGACUCAUAUCCCUUUGUUUGUGUUGUGAUGCUAUCCGAUACGACCUCGAUGAUUGACGGUGAGACCGAGAUGGCCAAAGGAGAUGGAAGCACCGUCAAAGUUCGCUCCCCGACCAUGGGAGGUGCUGUCAUCAUGCAAGGUCGUCACGUCAGCCACAUUGCCAUUCCAGCUGGUAAUAUGCCUGAGCGCAUUACGCUUGUCACAUCGUUUCGCCCACGGGAUCCUAUUAUAGUCGAUGAUUCGUCGCUUAUGAACGUGCGCACAAAAUCCCUUCUGCCAGAAAUUUAUUAUCAGUGGGUUAGCUACCGCUUGCGACUUCUGGGCGAGCGAUUCAAGGAUGAGGCUGAUAAGCUCAAUGCUCGGUAUACUGAUGCUGUCGCUCUAACUGACGAGGCGAAGCCUGGUUUUUGUCGCAAGGAGACUGUUGAUUUUGACGGUCUGACAAAUUGGAUGGAUGAACAAAUGCGGUAUAUGCGUCAGACGCUUUUUGAGAUGCGUCCUGUUACUGAUGAAGAUAAUAUCAACAAGAACUAUAUUCCACGGAUAGACUGA
Messenger RNA from Penicillium angulare, 1008 nucleotides. RefSeq lists its product as uncharacterized. The coding region runs from base 1 to 1008 and encodes 335 amino acids. The record is from RefSeq and is a predicted model, not a curated record. NCBI's taxonomy places the organism in Eukaryota, Fungi, Ascomycota, Eurotiomycetes, Eurotiales, Aspergillaceae. The transcript has 4 exons.